Molecule: messenger RNA, 816 nt
Organism: Danaus chrysippus (African queen)
Lineage: Eukaryota; Metazoa; Arthropoda; Insecta; Lepidoptera; Nymphalidae
Source: the annotation of a GenBank genome assembly
AUGUCUGCUAAUUCUCCUGCAACGGAGGGUCAGUUAGUGGGUAUAGGGAACCCACUCUUGGACAUAUCAGCUAUAGUAGACGAGGACUUGCUCAAGAAAUAUGAUCUGCAUCCAGAUGACGCUAUCAUGGCUGAAGAAAAACACAUGCCCUUAUACAAAGAACUCGCUGAGAAGUACAUAAUAUGGCGGAGGGGUGUGACGGUUCACUACCCAGACAUCAUCAGCGGCUCCCACGAAACCUGCGCCGUACUAGUGACGGGAACCCACCGCUCGCUUCUGCGCCCAACCUCGCGGGCCGCUCAACACUUCACGCCCGACUUCCUUAAAACACCCGAAUGCCAGAAGAGCAUAGAGAAGGCUAAAAUUCUUUUUUAUGCAUCGGUACUUACUAGUUUCGUGAACCGAGGAGCUAGCUUCUUUGAACAGAGUUUUUUGGGCUUGCUUCAUGAACCGAAGAGCUUUCAGUUUGUCCCCUUUUGUUUAUCAAAUAGAAGAAAUAUGAUUCCCCAGUUAGACCCUUGCCAAGUAACACCAAUACUUCGUAGUAGGGAGCAAGAUAUUGAGACGGUUUCUUCGUGGCCGUAUCUCCUGAGUCCCAUAAUGUUACUCUGUGAACACGCUCACAAUAACGGCCACACGUUCGUCAUGAACCUCAGUGCUCCGUUUCGUCUCUCAGUUUCUACAAAGGACCCCUUGGGAGAAACUCCUGCCCCGAAGCAGAGGCCGUUCGCGAAAGCCUUCAACUUAAAAGCGAAGGACUUAAAGUCUAUAGCUUUAGAAAUGGCUGCAAUAAUGGAAAAACCUCAACAAGAAUAG